Messenger RNA from Impatiens glandulifera, 1631 nucleotides. Its product is annotated as protein krasavietz-like. NCBI's taxonomy places the organism in Eukaryota, Viridiplantae, Streptophyta, Magnoliopsida, Ericales, Balsaminaceae. Gene Ontology annotation, molecular function: protein binding. The record is from RefSeq and is a predicted model, not a curated record. Gene Ontology annotation, cellular component: cytoplasm; membrane. The coding region runs from base 137 to 1375 and encodes 412 amino acids. The transcript has 8 exons.
AAUCUUCUAAUAAAUAGGGGUUCGGGCCGUAACACAAACAUUUCUCCGCGCAUCGUUGUAUUUUCACUCGAGAGCUGAGGAGAACGAAAGAGGGUUGCAGAUUCGCCGCGUUUUUGAUACUCGUCUGUCUUUGUUUAUGAGCUCGAAGGAGAGACCCACUCUCGGUGGUACGCGGAUUAAGACCCGCAAACGGAAUAUUACAGUUCCUCUGGACCCUGCAGCAUUUGCGGAUGCAGUGGUCCAGAUUUAUGUGGAUAAUGCUGGUGAUUUGGAACUUGUUGCAAAGAGUAUUGUUGAAUCUUCAGAUCUGAACUUCUCAAGAUACGGUGACACCUUCUUUGAGGUUGUUUUCACAGGUGGACGGACACAACCUGGCACAAUUAAGGCUGAUGAAGGGGAGCGCCAUCCUUACUCUAUACUCGACUGUGAGCCAAAACGUGAAGCCAUAUUACCAUCUGUAAUGUACAUUCAAAAGAUCCUGAGAAGAAGGCCUUUUCUCAUAAAGAAUCUUGAAAAUGUCAUCCAAAGAUUUCUGCAGUCACUCGAGCUUUUUGAAGAAGAUGGUCGUAAGAAGCUUGCGAUUUUCACAGCACUUGCAUUUUCUCAGAAGUUGUCAGGUCUCCCUCCAGAGACUGUAUUUCAGCCACUUCUCAAGGAUAAUCUUGUUGCCAAAGGGCUAGUGCUUUUAUUCGUGACAGAUUUUUUUAAGGACUAUCUUAUUGAUAACAGCCUUGAUGACUUGAUUUCAAUUCUGAAACGUGGGAAGAUGGAGGAUAAUCUUCUAGAUUUUUUCCCUUCAUCUAAGCGGACUGCUGAAGCAUUUUCUGAGCAUUUCAGCAAGGAAGGGUUGGUAUCCUUGGUUGAAUAUAAUGAGAAGAAAAUAUUUGAGGUAAAGCUGAAGGAAAUGAAAUCUACAUUGACAACACAGAUAGCAGAGGAAAGUGAAAUAUCUGACGUCAUAGAGACUGUGAAACAACAUGUUAAAGAUGCUAAGUUACCUGAUUUUGAAGUUGUGAAAAUUUUGUGGGAUGUAAUAAUGGAUGCAGUUCAAUGGUCAGGGAAGAAUCAGCAGCAGAAUGCAAAUUCAGCAUUGCGCCAGGUAAAAACAUGGGCAAGUUUGUUAAAUGCCUUCUGUACUACUGGAAAGCUUGAGCUUGAGCUCAUUUAUAAAGUACAGACCCAAUGCUACGAGGAUACAAAGCUGAUGAAGCUGUUCCCCGAUAUUGUUAGAUCUUUGUAUGACCAAGAUGUGCUUGCCGAAGAUACUGUUCUUCAUUGGUUCCAGAAAGGAUCAAAUCCUAAGGGCAGGCAAACUUUCGUGAAGUCUCUUGAGCCAUUUGUGAAAUGGCUGGAGGAGGCUGAAGAAGAGGAAUAAUAAAUCUUGCCUGUUACAAAUGAUGCAGUUUGUUGAAUCAAUUUACUUGUCUUAUCUUGAUUGUGAUAUUUUCACAUCCAUUAGCUUGCUAAUACCCAAGAGCAAACAUGUGACUUAAAAACCCUGUAUUUUUUUUUAACUUGAAGAAACCAUUAAAUGCUUAUGAAAUAUUUAAACCCUGCAUAUGUAGUUGCAAUGGGUCUGCUUUUUUAGUUAGCCAUCACCUAAAUAAAAUGAAAAAAAUGCAUUUGCUACC